AUGCCUGAGUUCAAGAUUUCUGCGACUCUGGAAGGUCACGGCGAUGAUGUUCGCGCCGUGGCCUUCCCAAACCCCAAUGUCGUACUUUCCGCCUCUCGUGAUGCAACCGUUCGCCUGUGGAAGCUUGUCUCGACCCCACCCCCAACCUUCGAUUACACCAUCACAACCCAUGGCCAGGCCUUUAUCAACAGCUUAGCAUACCUUUCCCCAACCUCUGCCUUUCCGGACGGUCUGAUUCUAUCUGGUGGCCAAGAUACAAUCAUCGAAGCGCGACAGCCUGGCAAAGCGGCAGACGAUAAUGCCGAUGCCAUGCUGCUUGGGCAUGGUCAUAAUGUCUGCGCAUUAGACGUGUCACCAGACGGGGAGUGGAUAGUAAGUGGGAGUUGGGAUUCAACAGCUCGUCUCUGGAACGUUGGGAAAUGGGAAGCAGAUUUGACAUUGGAUGGCCACGAAGCAACCGUUUGGGCUGUCCUCGCCUAUGAUAAGAACACUAUCAUUACCGGCUGUGCCGAUAAAAUGAUUCGCAUAUUCAAUACCUCCGGCACCCUCCUCAGCAGUUUCCAGAACUCUAACGAUGUCGUUCGCGCGCUAUGCAAGGUGCCAGCCUCGAACCCGACGGGGGCGCAGUUUGCUACGGCCAGUAACGAUGGCACUAUUCGACUUUACACAUUAACAGGCGACCUUGUUGCCUCCCUCCACGGUCAUGAGAGCUUCGUAUACUCCCUUGCUGCGCUACCCUCGGGUGAGCUGGUAAGCUCAGGCGAGGAUCGCACCGUCAGGGUAUGGCAGGGCACUCAAUGCAUUCAGACGAUCACACACCCAGCCACCUCGGUAUGGAGUGUCGCUGUGUGCAAUGAGAAUGGCGAUAUUGUCACGGGUGCCAGCGACCGCAUUGCGCGUGUCUUCAGCCGAAGUCCCGACCGCCAUGCCGCGCCCGAAGUUGUACAGCAAUUUGAACAAGCCGUCAAGGAGUCGGCGAUCCCAGCACAACAAGUGGGCAAUAUUAAUAAAGAGCAACUUCCUGGGCCCGAUUUUCUGAAACAGAAGUCGGGGACAAAAGAUGGUCAGAUCCAAAUGAUUCAUGAAACGGAUGGAAGUGUUACUGCCCACACUUGGUCCUCCGCAACCCAGGAAUGGAUUGCUGUGGGUACGGUAGUUGAUUCCGCAGGAAGCAAUGGGCGCAAGAACUCUUAUCAGGGGCAGGACUACGACUAUGUCUUUGAUGUCGAUAUUGAGGAUGGCAAGCCUCCUCUCAAGCUCCCAUACAAUGUCUCCCAAAACCCAUAUGAAGCGGCGACCAAAUUCAUCCAGGACAACGAGUUACCCAUAUCCUACCUCGACCAAGUCGCCAAUUUUAUAACGCAAAAUACCCAGGGUGCAACGCUCGGUCGGUCUCAGGAACCCACGCAUGAAGGUGCAGAUCCAUGGGGCACAGAGCGACGGUAUCGCCCUGGCGAUGCGUCCACUGAUGAAGCUGCUCCACCACCUGCUCCGGAGCCCCGUCCGCAAGUCCUCCCGCAAAAGACCUAUCUGUCAAUUCGAUCUGCGAACCUAAAGAUUAUUGUAAAGAAACUUAAGGAAUUGAAUGAUAAGUUCCUUUCAGAAGGUGAAAAGGGCAAAGCUUUGAGUCCCUCAGAAGUGGAAUCUGUUGUCGCUUUAUGUGAGGAACUAGAAUCCUCUCAGCAGCUUACCGAUUCGCCGGCAGUUCAAGCUGGUGUCCCCUUGAUACUCAAGAUCGCUACUUCGUGGCCCACUGCCAACAGGCUUCCCGGGUUGGAUCUCCUACGUCUGCUGGCUGCAGCCUCAUCAUACACCGCGACCGCAGAAUUUGACGGCGAAGAUGCCGUCUCAGCUAUUCUGUCUAGCGGCGUUUUUGACGCUCCUCUCAAUGUCAAUAAUGCAAUGCUUUCGAUCCGAACGUUCGCCAAUCUCUUUGAGACGGCCGAGGGCCGAUGCCUUGCCCUCGAAAGAUUCGAUCAGAUUGUGGCUGGUGUGAAAUGCUCCCUGGCAAACAGUGGAGACUCACCCAACCGUAACCUCACCAUCGCCAUCGCCACUCUGUACAUCAAUUUUGCUGUAUACCUUACCUCUGAGGGCCGAGAACAGAACCCUGAAUCGGCCGAGAGAGGCUUAGUACUUCUGGAGGAGGUGAUCAGAAUUGUCUUUGGAGAGAAGGAUUCCGAGGUAGUCUACCGCGGCCUUGUCGCAUUGGGUACUCUGACCAAAGCUCUGGGAUCGGAAGUUGACAGUGCCGCGAAAGAAGUCUAUGAAAUUGAAAAGGUUCUUUCCAAAGUGGCUCUGUCCGGCCCUGGCAAAGAGCCGCGGAUCAAGGGCAUCAUCGGCGAGAUAAGGGAGGCUUUCUAA
This is a messenger RNA of Penicillium macrosclerotiorum, 2364 nucleotides long. Its product is annotated as WD repeat PLAP family protein. Gene Ontology annotation, molecular function: ubiquitin binding. The transcript is spliced from 3 exons. NCBI's taxonomy places the organism in Eukaryota, Fungi, Ascomycota, Eurotiomycetes, Eurotiales, Aspergillaceae. The record is from RefSeq and is a predicted model, not a curated record. Gene Ontology annotation, biological process: proteasome-mediated ubiquitin-dependent protein catabolic process; ubiquitin recycling. Gene Ontology annotation, cellular component: cytoplasm; nucleus. Bases 1 to 2364 code for a protein of 787 amino acids.